Molecule: messenger RNA, 1649 nt
Organism: Stegostoma tigrinum
Lineage: Eukaryota; Metazoa; Chordata; Chondrichthyes; Orectolobiformes; Stegostomatidae
Product: probable G-protein coupled receptor 139
Exons: 2
Coding region: 43-1035 (330 amino acids)
Biological process (GO): G protein-coupled receptor signaling pathway
Cellular component (GO): membrane
Molecular function (GO): G protein-coupled receptor activity
Source: RefSeq, a predicted model, not a curated record
AACAAACAGGCAUCUGCAGGUGCAGAGAGAGUGUGAGCGCAAAUGGAGAAAAGAUAUCUAUUCGAGUUCCAAAUAUAUAUUUUCCUCUUCAAAGCAGAGAAGAUCUAUUAUCCCCUACUCGCUGCUAUUACUAUUCCUAUGAACAUACUGACGAUUUUCAUCCUGAUCCAUGGCAAGUGUGGUCUUUCAAAGUGCAUUACUUGUUAUCUGGUCGCCAUGGCAGCAGCCGAUAUGUUUGUUGUAAUCAUCGAUGUGAUAUUGAGACAGAUUCCAAUUGUUUAUGAAGAGCAGUUUAUUUUUAUGUAUUCAUUACCUCUGUGCAAUAUUCAUGCUGUGCUUCUCUAUGCAGUCACAGAUUGUUCCAUCUGGUUCACUGUCACAUUUACCAUGGAUCGAUUCAUAGCUAUUUGUUACCAGAAACUGACAACUAAGUACUGCAGGCAGAAAACAGUGAUUAUUAUUCUAGGAGCAGUGACUAUUCUUAGCUGUUUAAAGAAUGUUGUCUGGUAUUUCAUGUUCACGGGUCAAUAUUGGCUUAGCAAUGCACCCUGGUUUUGUGAAGUAAAAAUGCAUGUUCUACAAUCACGGAUUUGGGGAACAAUUGAAUUACUGCACCACAUUCUCACUCCCUUUGUCCCCUUUAUUUUAAUUCUGCUACUGAAUGUUUUAACUGUCAAAUACAUUGUUGUGGCCAGCAAAGCACGCAAGAGACUUAGAAAUCAUAACAAUAGUCCCAAAGACCCACAGAUGGAAAGCAGAAGAAAAUCCAUGAUUUUACUCUUUGUAAUCUCGGGAAAUUUCAUACUGUUAUGGUCUAUGUUUAUGGUGUAUUCUAUAUGGAGUCGAAUGUGGGAGAUGGGUUAUAGGUCUAUAUAUCUCCCGUAUUUUGUGCAAGAGUUGGGCUUCAUGAUGCAGCUCCUGAGUUGCUGCACAAACACUUGCAUAUAUGUUGUAACUCAGACGAAGUUUAGAGAUCAAAUGAAAAAAGCCAUGAAAUAUCCAUUUUUCUUGAUUAGAAAAGCCAUUAACUUAUGAAAUGUACCGAAUUUCCUACAGAGGUAUUGCCUUUAUUUUGAAGAACUACCCUGUCUCCUACAUAUCACUGACAAAAUCAGUACUAACACAAUCACUGGGAAAAAGAAACAAUUGUGUAUUGUAAAAGGUAUAUCUAAAGUCUGAAAAUGUGGAAUCAACCUACCACACUUAUAAACAACAGGAAACAAUUAACCAGAACACUAUCACCCUGGCAGUUUCUGCUGCCAAAGACUUAAUAAUAUGUUUACAAGCCACAAUUUUUAGGGUAAACGUUUUAAUUUAAUAAAAACACAGGGACAUGCACAGUACUUCAAUUGUUAGUUUCAGUGUGGUUUCUUUAUUUAUUACUCUCUCAGGGAAUUGAGAUGAUGAGUAUCAUUGCAUACUUCCACACUACUUGGUAAUGUACGGAGAGACGAAUGGAAAGGCAAUUUUUUUUAAAAAGUCUUUUUCAAUGGGAAUGUUGUAUAACAAAAUCAGACACAUUAGAAGCUGAUAAUAUGAGCUGAGGGUUUUAACCAACUUAUUUCAGCUUCAUUCUUUCAUUCUGCUCAUUAGUAAUUGAAUGGAAACCUGUAGGUUUCAAAUUCACCAUCAGUCAGAACCAAACAUAU